UGACAGUGUAUGAAGCAGUACAUCCAGGUGAUGGUUAGAGAGGGCACUGUUCUUGCCCUGACCUGUCCAGAUGCCUCUUGUCCUAAACAGGGUACACUGGAAGCCUUUGAGGUGCAGAAACUUGUGGACCAAAAGCUGUAUGAUAGGUAUUGUAAGCUGAAGUUUGAACAAGAAGUUGAUCUGGACCCUAGGAGAACAUGGUGUCCUCAGGCGGGAUGUGAGACCAUCUGCCAUGUGUGCUCCAGAGACCCCUACCAGGCCUCUCCUGUCAAAUGUCCAAAGUGUGGCCUGAAUUUCUGCUCAAGGUGUAAAUUGAAGUGGCACACAGACCUGUCCUGUGAUGAGUUUGUCAAAAGUGGAGCUGGCUCUUCACUGGAUUUGGGAAUUCCGUUCCAAGCUGAUGAAGAUGCCAUAGUGAAGAGGUGUCCCCAUUGUCAUCUGCCUAUAGAGAGGGACGAGGGAUGUGCACAGAUGAUGUGUAAGAGAUGCCGACAUGUCUUCUGUUGGUACUGCCUUGCAUCUUUGGACGAUGACUUUCUGCUGAGGCAUUAUGACAAGGGUCCAUGCCGCAAAAAACUAGGACAUUCCAGGGCAUCCGUCAUUUGGUACAGGACACAGGUUGUCGGCCUGUUUGCUGGUUUUGGUAUCUUACUCCUCGUGGCCUCCCCAUUCCUCCUGCUGGCAGCACCCUGUCUGCUCUGUGGCAAGUGUGUGACCAGCAAGGCUUGUAAGUCAUGCUGCAGCGACGAAGUUCCAGACAACAACGUCGAACUCUGACAAACUUUGGCACGGGAAGAUGCUGCUACAUCCGUCAUGCAAAUCUCUGCACAUGAUCCUCAGCGGUGCAAUCAUUGUCGGGUCAAACUGACUGAAAUGUAUUCUUUGGUGUUUGGGGGAGAACAUUUAUCUUGCAAUAACCUUUUUUAUGUAAAUUUUACAAACAUGUAUCCAGAAGAAAGGGAGAAAAGUGUAAAAACAUUAUUAUAGUGAAUCUGCCAUGUAAAUUACAUG
Molecule: messenger RNA, 1011 nt
Organism: Branchiostoma belcheri (Belcher's lancelet)
Lineage: Eukaryota; Metazoa; Chordata; Leptocardii; Amphioxiformes; Branchiostomatidae
Product: probable E3 ubiquitin-protein ligase RNF144A-A
Exons: 8
Coding region: 10-777 (255 amino acids)
Biological process (GO): positive regulation of proteasomal ubiquitin-dependent protein catabolic process; ubiquitin-dependent protein catabolic process; protein polyubiquitination
Cellular component (GO): cytoplasm; ubiquitin ligase complex
Molecular function (GO): zinc ion binding; ubiquitin protein ligase activity; ubiquitin conjugating enzyme binding
Source: RefSeq, a predicted model, not a curated record